CGGAGAAAGGUCGCGCAUCGAUUGAUUGCUCGCGAGCAGCCGCGAACAACAUACGAGAAAUCAAUGCUCGGCCACCGUCGCUUCCUUCGGGUCGCGAGGGCUCGAGGGGAAGAUGGCCCUUUUCUUUCAGCGCGUUAGCGUGCGUGCACGGCUAAACCGACGUUCGCGAGGGCGCAGGGAGGACGAGUUCAAAGGGUACACGACGGCACGGUGGCCCCGCGGCUGCUGCUGCUGGCUCACUCGCUUCUGCUCGCCAGGUUUUAGGGUCAAGUGCAUUCGGUGGUGAGCUGCCUCUCGCGCGCGCGCUCUUUCGCUCUCCGCCCUUCCUCUCGUUCGCUCGGCGCCAAAUUGCUGGCUCUCUUCCUUUUCGUUUGGUCGCUCGCGACUUUUUCCGGCGCUCGGCGCCCGCCCCGCACGCGGAUACAUCGCGCAAACGCCGCGCGCUGCAGCGAAAACAAAGCGAGACGAAACUAAAGGAGAAAAUCCAUAGGCUCCGGCUCGCAAAAUUUAAAUCCGAGCCCCACUCGAGCGAGAGAGAAUCUUGUAUAUGCAUGCGAGCGCAAAUAUCUCUUGCACACACAUCGCAUGCUCGGCGAAAGUUUAGCACGUGUACGUGUGUGCGCGCGCGUCCCCUUUGCUGGAUGUGUGUAUAGUCGGGAGGGGCGGCGCUCGGCUUUGCUAGUAUUGAUCGGGGGUCCAUGUGUCGCUCUCAGCCCGAGCGAAGUAUAGAGCUCGGGGUUGUGCACGUACGAGAGAGAGAGAGAGAGAGAGAGAGAGAACGGGGUUCGUGUACCUCGUCCGCGCGCGCGUAUAUCACUGCGCAAUCGAUCGGCGCCAUAACCGAAACAUACGUUCCGGCCGGUCUUGGAAAAACUCGCUCUCGCGCUCGUCUGGAGCGUUCCCGCCGCAGUCACAGUAGGCAGGAAAGGUCUGCGCGCCUCCGGACAACUUGGCGGCGGGCGAGCGCCGCGCCGCGCGACGCGUCCACGUGUUCGUCAAGGUUGGUGUGGGCGAGCGCGCGGCCCCCGUGCCUCUAUCGCCGCGUGCACGUCGCCGGCACGGCGAUCGAUAGACGCGCGCUCGCGGGCCAACCGAAGAAAAUACUCGGGUAAUCGGAAGCGGAGAGGCUCGCAGCGAUCGCCGCGCGCCGCCCGACGGCCAGCUUUAAAGGGCUCUCCCGGUCGCUCGUCUUCGCUCUCCCGCGCGGGCGCGCCCGGGCAAGGGGAUGCGCCCGCCGGUCGUGUCCUUUCCGGUUUUCCUCAUCGAGCGCAACCUAGUCUCGGGGAUGUCGGCGCGAAGCGACACUCGAGCAAACGAAUCGCGCGGCGUUCACGAUGACAUGCUGCGCUCGAAACUUUUGCCCGCGCGGAUCGCCGGGAAAGGGAGCCCGAGCCCGGAAGCGGCCGAGGAGGGAUGCAGGACGGACCGAGCCGCGCGAGCGUACUUCGUCGGCGAUCGCUCGGCCGGCCUCCGUCGGGGCAGAGGAGGGCGAGUGGCCGCCGAGCGUCCGGCCCGCGGCGCGAACGCCGGCCGACGCCGAGGACGCGGAGUAGACGCGCGCGAGCGCGCAGAGUUGUGGCGACGCGCCGGUCGGUGGCGCGCGGCGUGUGUAACCCCAGGCAGAGCCAGCCGCCAGCCCCGGUCGCGCGCGCGCCAGCCGCUCAGUCCGAGCUCGGCCGCCUCUCGCGCAGCAGCAGCAGCAGCAGCAGCAGCAGCAGCAGCAGCAGCGGCAGCAGCACAGCAGCAGCAGCAGCAGCACCAGCAGCAGCAGCAGCAGCAGCAGUCAAGCCGCAUUCGCGCAGCGGGGAGAGCCGAGCGAGGUGCGAGCGCACGAGCAGAGCACGAGCAGAGGAGUCGUCGGGGCAGGCGCCGAGCAAGGAGGAGGCCAGCAGACGGACCGAGCGGGGCCAGCGAGCGGCCGUCGUCUUUUUCGCUUGCGUUCAUUGUGCAAUGAUGGCGAACGGAAUGGAUACAGCGAUCCAGCAGAACGGCGGCUCGAACCUGGGUCAGAGCUCGCAGGAGGAGUCCAAGACCAACCUCAUAGUCAACUACCUGCCGCAGACGAUGACCCAGGAGGAGAUACGCUCGCUCUUCUCCAGCAUCGGCGAGGUCGAGAGCUGCAAGCUCAUCCGCGACAAGCUCACCGGUCUGAACGGUCAGAGCUUGGGCUAUGGCUUCGUCAACUAUCAUCGGCCCGAAGACGCCGAGAAGGCCAUCAACACGCUCAAUGGUCUACGCUUGCAAAAUAAAACGAUCAAGGUAUCGUACGCGAGACCGAGCAGCGAGGCGAUAAAGGGCGCCAACCUCUACGUCAGCGGACUGCCCAAGAACAUGACGCAGCAGGAUCUUGAGAACCUCUUCAGUCCUUACGGCCGGAUCAUUACGUCUCGCAUACUCUGCGACAACAUUACCGUACGACAAUUUGUGACUGGCGGCGGGGACAAUUUGCCGGGUCUGUCGAAGGGUGUCGGCUUCAUAAGAUUCGACCAGCGCGUCGAGGCGGAACGCGCGAUCCAGGAGCUCAACGGCACGAUACCAAAGGGCUCGACCGAGCCGAUAACCGUCAAGUUCGCCAAUAAUCCAAGCAACAACAACAAGGCGAUACCACCGCUGGCCGCUUAUCUGACACCACAGGCGACGCGCCGCUUCGGCGGCCCAAUCCACCAUCCUACCGGCCGCUUCAGGUACAUUCCACUGUCGCCACUAUCCAGCACUGGCAAAGCAAUUCUUGCCAUUAACAAAGGCUUACAGAGUAACGAGCACCGUUUCAGGUACAGUCCUCUGGCGGGAGACCUGCUGGCGAACUCGAUGCUGCCGGGCAACGCGAUGAACGGCUCCGGCUGGUGCAUCUUCGUCUACAACCUGGCGCCGGAGACGGAGGAGAACGUGCUGUGGCAGCUGUUCGGCCCGUUCGGCGCGGUCCAGUCGGUCAAGGUCAUCCGCGACCUGCAGACCAACAAGUGCAAGGGCUUCGGCUUCGUCACGAUGACGAACUACGAGGAGGCGGUGGUGGCCAUCCAGAGCCUGAACGGCUACACCCUGGGGAACCGCGUGCUCCAGGUGAGCUUCAAGACGAACAAGAGCAAGGCCGCGUAGGACGUAGAGUUGCCAGUAGCAGCGGCGGCAGUGGUGGCGGCGGCGGUGGCGGCCAGCCAGGACGAGUCCGGCGGCCUCGUGGCGGUGCAGCAGCUGCUCGCCGCCUCCUCCAAGCGCGCCGGCGGCGGGCCCGGGGCGGGCGGCGGCGGCGCAGGCCCCGCGGCCCCCGGGGCGCCCGCCGCGGGCGCGGCCCCCGGCGGCGCCGCCGCCGCCGCGCUGCUGCUCAAGCAGCAGCAGCUCGGCCGACAGUUCCUGGGCCAGCGCGGGCCCGCCGCCGCGGCCGUGGGCCACCCCUGGCUCGGCGGCCCCGCGGCGAGCGCGCUGCCGCGCUGGCUGCUGCCCGCGCUCCAGGCCGGCCCGCAGCGCCAGCCCGGCAAGGGCCCGGCGCAGCCGCGCCACCAGCAGCAGCAGCCGGCCCGGGCCGCCGCCAAGGACGCCGCCAAGUCGGCGGCCCAGCAGUCGCCGCCGCAGCAGCAGCAGCAGCAGCAGCAGCAGCAGCAGCAGCCGCCCGCGCCGCCCAAGAAGAUCAGCGACAAGGCGUAGACGGCGGCGCGCUUCAUCUAUCAGUAUUCUUCAGCGAGGCACGAGGGCCCGGCGGCCAUCACAGACUACCUACCUACCGAUCACAUACUCAACAAUCACGAGAAUGCAAUGUCUUGUACAGAGUCGACGGCGAACGCGUACACACGGCAGUGCGGCUGCUCAUACAUACCAAAAAAAUACAGCAACAAACAGUUCAUACAAUGAUAUCACGUGUGCAGCAUUUGUAUGUGCGUGCGUGUGUGUGUGUGUGUAAGAGAUUUGCGUGAGUGGCGGCGCGAGGCAGGGCUCGCACAAAGUCGAUUCUAGCUUAGGGAUUAUUAUUAUAAAAAAAAUUGUGAGGGAGCGAAAGCACAGCUUCCGCGAUAUAUAAUCGUGCACCCGUGCGCGCGCGUCACAUAACAGAAAUUAUUAUUAGCGGCGCAGCGUGCGGCGAACGGAUUAUGAGAAUGAAAUAACGAACAAAAAUGAAAAUUAAUGAUACUAUUAUAUAGAAAACAAAGCGAAAUGCAAAUAUAUAUAGAUAUACAUUUAUAUAUAUUAUUAAAAGCGAGAGAGAGAAAGAGAGAAAGAGAGAGAGAGAGAGAGAGAGAGAGAGAGAGAGAGAGAGAGAGAGAGAGAGAGAGAGAAACGUAACGCGAAGGACGGGGAAGGACGAAGCACGUAUCCUACUUUUGCUGAUGUACAAGAGAAAAAAAAACACUAGUCCAAGUAGGUUUUAAAAAAAAUAAAGUGUUCGAUCGCCCGUGAUUAAAAAAGAGUGACGAUGCGUGUGCUUAAUAACAUAACAUUUUUUUUUGUUUUAACUUUUUUAAAAUAAUGAAAUACUCGAUGAGAGUAGUUUUUUAAUAAUAACCCCGCGACUAUAUAUUUGUGUUUUUUUCCUCGCCGUGUAUUUAACAAAAACAAACAUAGUAAAAUGUAUUGAUAUAUUGAUGAUGAAAUGAAGCCAUUCCGAGGAUCGACUCGCCCUCUCUGUCGUGAUGUGUAGUGAUUAUGAUGCGAGAUGACAAUAUGUAAGUCGUAUAUUAAUUUUUACGACGUGCGAAUUCAUCAAACUAUUACUAUUAUCUCUUAUUUGUAUGUACCUUUUUGUGUCUAGUCCAGGAUUUGCGAGCGAGAAGAGAGCCACGACUGCCGGUACCAUUGAUCGAAUUCUUUUUUUUAUAGACGAAUUUUAUGAUUGAGCGACGAUAAAUGAACGCGCCAAAAACUAAAUCAAUUGACUACUAUAAGGAAAUAACUGAUUUGUCGACAGCGCUCUUCUCCUCGCGACUAUUCCGUUUUAUUCAUUUAACGUAAUCAUAGACGUGUAGUGAGUUACGCAAAGUUACAUGUAUUAUUGAAUAGAAAUGACGAAAGAAAAACGAGAGAGAGAGAGAGAGAGAGAGAGAGAGAGAGAGAGAGAACGAAAAUCAAUCGAAAACUAAGUUCAACGCGUCGGUGUCGCCGUUUCAUGGAAUCAUGAGAGGAAAAAAUCCUUGAUAUCAUUUGCGUGCGAAACAUUCAUGCGUGUGGGCUUACAGCGACUCUUCGGAGUCUACAUGAUAAAUUCCACUCCUCUUAUCACAUAAUCUCAUUAUAAUUCUAUAUUAUUAUUAUUAUUGUUCUGUAUAUUAGUUACUUAUCUUAUUAUUAUUCUUAUCAUUAUGAUUUAUCUUAUUCUUAUUAUGAUUAUUAUUAUUAUUUUUAAUAUAAUUUUUUGUGAUCGUGUCUUUAGUGGUGUAGCUUUUUGUAGUGAGUACAAAACACUGACUAACAAUCAUUGAUGAGUGAAGAACGAGCGACUAGUAUAGAAAAAAAACAAUCAUUGGUAAACGAAAGAAAUAUCUAUCUGCGCGCAUUAACAAACGAAAAAUAAAAACUUGAUCACUGUAGUUGCCAUUGUUGACUAACCGCUUCUUUCGACCACUCCGACUAUUAUACAUAUAUAUUGCCACACACAUAUAUACAUAUAUGUGUGUGUGUGUGUGACGAUAUUGAUUGAUUGACGUGUAACGUUUGAAAUGAACAAACAAAAAAUUACAAUCGUUUCUUUUUAGCUUUGUCUUACGUAGCUAUGAUAUACUUGUCGAGAGAAUGAGUAAAGUCGAAGCGAGUGAGAGACCACAGUUCGCAGGAGUACUUAAACAAAAAAAACCCAAAUAAACAAAAAAUCUCUUAAUAACUACAGCUACACUAUGCUAAUUAAUACUAACUAUGCUAACUACUACUAUUUACUACUACUACUACUACUGCAAUUAUUUAUUUAUUUAUUUAAUUAUUAUAUAACAUAACAAGAAUUAUGUUUUAUUUAAGGAUUAAACUGAUUUGUGUUUAGUUCGAAUGACGUUUGUUUUAUUUCUUGAUUAAUUUUGUUUGUUUCCUUUCAUCAUCACCAUCCAUCAUAUAUACUCCACAAAACAUCCUCCCUUCAAUCUCUCUGUAUCUGUAUACUUAUAUAUCUCUGUCUUCGAUAACGAGUGAACGAUUGUGAAAGACAAAAGCAAUUAACAAUAUCCGUUAGAAUAAUUCGAAAGGGGAAAAAGUAGUGAGAACCAAGGGCGUUGGUUAAAGCUUUCUACUUCUAUGAGAUAUUGUUAGAAGGCGAGAGAGAGAAGGAGAAUGUGUAUACACGAUCAGCUAAAAAGAAAAGGGGGAGGGUGUGUGUGCGUGUGUGUAUACUAUAUACGCGACGUGCACGUGAUUAGGAGCACAUAGAAAGUCGUCGAUUGAUCGGUAGGCCAUAACUUCACGUCGAAGAACGCGUCCCUAAUCGGGUUUCCAUGCAUACAACGAAAGCCUACUUUUGCUGAGAAACCGAGAAAAACAAACUAAGAGUCGUCUGAAUGUGUACGUGUGCGUGCAUGUGCGUGUGAGUGAUGAGAGAGUGUUUAUGUAUGUGUGUAAGAGAGAAACGCGGGCCAGAAUGUGUAUAAAAAUGUUCGAUCAACUCCGUCCUUCCCACGUUUGCGACACACGACACAUGUGAUGAUAUAGCGAUUGUGAUGACGAUGACGAGAGAGAAAGAGAGAGAGAGAGAGAGAGAGAGAGAGAGAGAAAGUGGUGUAUAAAAAAAACCAAAUUUUGAGUUUUCCGAGUUAUACGAAAACGCACAUUUACCCAGGCGUUUGUUCGCCUUCAGAGCGAACGACAAGAGAGAAGCAGAACAUUAAUAUUGUAUAUGUACAAGUGUAUGGACAAGAGUGAGACAAAUAAGAGAGAAAUGUAAUAGGAAGCAUUAUAUAUAAUUGAUAUUAUAUAUCGAGAAAAAAUUAUUAAAUAACGCACAAGACGCGUUGUCGAUAAAUCCUCCGUCUCGACAAGUCGAAAUCGUGUGAGUCCUGGCACUGCGUCGACAAACGAUGUUAUAUUAAAAUGUGUGCGAGAGGUAUAGAAAGAAUGCAAGCUUCACUCAUCUUUUCUUUUUCUUUUUCUUCUUUUUCAAGCCAAGACGACGAUAAAGAGAGCAAACGACAAUGAAAAUAACACGUGUGUGCGCGCGCUCUGUUUUAGAUGAAAAAAAUACAAUUAAUAGUGAACGUGUGUACGCCUAGAUAUAAAACGUUGUGGGACGAACGAUCCUUGUGCCAGCGUCGAUAGGCAAAAUUUAAUUGAAAAACGAUAGAGAAGGAAAAUAAAUAAAAGAAAAAAAACUAAAGUAAUGUUGUCGCCGGUGCAUACGACGCUAAAUAUACGUGAUGAGAGGGGCAAAGGCGUUUUUCUUUAAUAAAAAAAAACCGAGUGUAUAGCGCGUAGGUCGGACGAGAAAGCUUCGUGAACCAGGCGAUUCGCAACAUCGAUAAAUCGGUGUGCGUUAGGAAAAAAAAAACAAUAUUAAAAAAAAAAGUAACGUGAAAAACCUCGAAGACGAGCGCAGGUUUUUCUGCUCAUGGCGCUGUGAAUGCGAGCGAGAGAGGCUUGAGCGUAGCAGACUGAAAAGGGAGGGUUUUCCUUUUUUUCUUUUUUUAAUUCGAGGAAAAAAACGGAGACGGAUGACACUUUUGCGGGGAAGCGAUGUGAGAAAAUGGAAUUUACUUAAAAUACGAUCGACAAAGGAAACUCAAUAUAUUACGUUUAGAUGUAUAAUUUAUGUGUAAUACUCAUUGCAGUAAGGAUGACCGAUUAUUUGGUCGUGAGCUCUUGAAUUACCUUUUACUAACGCUAAUCACUUAUUUUAGAUCUAUAUCGUUUCAUCUCGAGGAAGAAAAAAAUGAACAAACAAACAUCUCUCGUUUUUUGUCUAUUGCAUUUUAUCUCUCUGUCAUAGUAUUUGUCUUAGCUAUUUUCAACGUCUAUAUUUAUUCGUGCGUCAUUAUUAUCAAGCUAAUUAGUUAAUGAUUAUAUUACAUUAUAUUACAUUAUAUUACAUUACAUUAUAUUAUAUUACCUUAAAUUAUAUUACUAAUUACGGAUUAUUAUGAUAAUUAGUAGUCGCAGAGUAAAAAAAACUCGGAUAAAUGAACGAAGUUGUCCAUUUGCACAAGUAUUAUCGCAGGAUAAUUUUAACCAAUAAUACUCGUCGAGAUAUGAGAUUCGAUAUUAUUACCGAAUAUGCAUGAUCAUUCGUUGUGAUUGUUUCACUCAAAAACAGAACGCAAGCAAACUGAUUAAUAAAAGAUAACUUACUUGCUAAGAAUAAUAUGAUGCAAGACUUUGUCGUCAAUUUGUCCGGACUCUGUGGUCGUCUCUUCAUCAAUAUUUAUUAUCAUUCUAAUUGUUGUUAGGAUUAUUUUACGUAUCGCGUAUAAUUGAUAUAGUCGCUAAACAAAAGGUAUAAAAGUAGCAUGCAAGAAAUGGAUAAAAAAAGGUCAGAGGGUUGGGUUGAUUCGUAUCGAGACGAUGUGGGGUGAACAAUGGAUUUUGAAGGGGGAAAAAAAGAAAAAAAAAAAGAAAAAAAAACUGGUCAAUGAGCGUCGUCGACGAUUCGCGUGAUUCGAGUAUCCUUCUUUCAGUGAACUGAAAGCUCGAGGUGUCGCGGCGCUCGAACACGCGCAAUGAAGUACACAGUGGUGCUGUUGAUUAAACAAAAAAGAAAUAUAUUAAUCGAAUAAGCGAGAGUGAGCAGGUCAGGGAGGGAGUGCAUGGGAGUAAAUCAAUUCUUUUUUCCACGAGACAAUGAAUCGGGCAAGUAAAAAAGCGGAACUUUUACAAGAAAGCGCGAGGGGACUUUUCGGGAAGCGGGAGCCAAAAGAGGGAAAGAAAUAAAAGACAAAAGUGAAUAAAUAAUAAUAACGGUGGUCGAUUCGAAAGCAAAAAAUAAAGUAAAAAAAAAAAUUAUAGGCGUGACAUAGCAGCUCUAGCUCAGCGUAGGCCUAAAUAAAUGAAGUAUUUAUGUACUAUCUAUUUAUUAAUCGAAUCGUCUCGCGACAAAAGACGGCAAUUCGGCGAGCGACUGUGCGAUGCGCGAGUGCGUGUGCGAUGUAACGAAAAAUAUUAAGGGAAUAACUGAGCGAGUGCGAGUGAAUUAAACGAAAAUUAAAGGAGGAAAAAAAAUUAAGGAGAUUAGGGCGCGGAAGGAGGGUGGGGGGGAGCGUAGGAAAAAAAAAAACAAAACAAACAAUUAUAAUCGAGAGACUCGACGAGACGAGCCACAACGAUCAACCGCAAAAAUCGAGAAGUAUAAGCAAGCAAAUAGAUAAUCUCCGACUAAGUAGAACAGGACCGUCUACAGUCAGACCGUUGGAGGGCGAGGGAAGGCUCAGCGAAGCAAUCGUAGAGCGCAGAGGGAGUUGGCAUGAAACGAGACGAAAGAGAGAAAACACGAGAGAGAUAAUCUAUAAUCUUCUGUACAUGUUUUAAUUAUAUUCUACUGAUUACUUAUUAUAACUUAUAAUAACGCGCUAUGGAUUAAUCAUUGAAUUUAACUUAAUUAAAUUGAUAUCUAUGAAAAAAAAAGUAUACCUAAACGAGCAAAAAACAUGGUAGCUAGUCUGUCAAUGGGUGUAUAAAUAUUUAAUUACAAUAUUCGUAGACGAUACAAAAUGAAAGAAGAGAGAGACUUUAUACGAUGAUGAAUAAAAGAGGAAAAAAACGCAAAAAAAAAAAAAUAACGCGAGGCGAUGGUGAAAAAAAAAAUCGAGGGAGAUGUACGGGAAGACGAUGAAGAUGACGACAAUGACACAACACACGCACACAAGACACAAAGGUAGCGAAUGUGAAUGAAUGCUAGACGAGCGAGAGAGUAAGAGAGAAUUUUAAACUGAUAAAAUUACGCUUAGGUCGGGAUUUGAGUGUGACGAGGCUUUCGACUUUUUUCCGGAGCAAAAGCCGUUCCUAAACCCACGGAGAACGAAGGCGAGAGAGAUUUAUAAGAGAGAUAAAAAAGAAAGCAAAUUAAAUAUAUCACAAACAGCUGCAGGAUUUUAAUUAAAAACACAAAGAUGUAUCUAAUUACUGUUGAGAAUAGCCGAUUUCAUUAAAAGAGAAAAGAUAAAAAAUAAAAAAAUAAUAAUAAUAAAAAAAUAAAAUAAAAAUAGCGAAAUGAAAGAUGAAAGAAGAAAAAAAUAUAGCAUUACCGGGGACGCGAUCACUUUCGCUCCAGAGAAAACCUUGUAAGCGCGAGAGAAGCACAAAAUGUUUUUAUAUUCUCCUACGGUGAGAAAUAUAAAUAAGAAAAAUAAAUAAAUGAAUAAGAGAAAUAAAGGAAACACACAUUCCAACUACGGCUGAAUGAUAAAACGAGCCAUAGCGCAGACUUCGAGACUUCCUAGCACUUUGACACAUUCCGAAUAAACUUUACACGCACACACACACACACUUACACGCAACGGACAGAGGAACGAAACAGUCGAGCUUGCGCGCUGUGAUUGCUCAAAACAAAACGUUCGGAUCUCAAUUGUGAUAAACAUCGAAGCCAUUGCCAAUCGACAACCCGUUCUUUCAUUUUGUUUUUUGCUAACAAACGCGAAAUUUACCAGUCAUGACAACAGCGACAAACGAAUUGAGCAACUCACGAACAUAAAUUUGUAAAUAAUACGUAUAUACUGCCGAGCGAUUUCGAAGGGACCGAGAGGUGGGGUGGAGCUAGCUGAGCGCAAGCACUAAUAAAAAUACAAAAACCAGACAGACAUACACACACAUACACGCGCGCGCACAUAAGGCAAUUCGAUAAUUAAAAAUAAUUACGUAUAGUCGAUUCGUUCCUCGAUCUUCACGCACACGCACACGCGCGCACACACACACACACACACACAUACGUACACAAAGCUCGCGCGACGAUUUAUCAAAGGAGCCUAUCCGUAGUUUUAUCGCCCGGUGAUACCUUGGAGUAUUAUAAUAGGUCGGAUCCCACGAAGGAAACCUCGCGAACGACGCGCGUUUAGGUGGCAGAAGCUAACAAAAUCCAAAACAAAUGAUUCCUCCUAGAGCGAUGUACUUAGGGGGUCUUAGGGGGUUUUAGCGAGAUAAAGGCUUUAAAAAGACAUUCCACGGCGACUCUUAGGCUUUUAAAUGGAAAAUCGGAGAUGUAAUUAAUCACACGAUUUACACAUACUUAGGCGCGCGGUAAUUAGGGAGAAACUGCGGGAGAGAAAGAGAGAGAGAGAGAGACAUGUAUUUUGCGACGGGUUUUAAAAAAAAAAAUGCGUACAAUUUAAGGAAGCACACUUCUCGAAUGGCGAACGACGAGGCUCGAGUUCCGCACAUCAUGAGCUUCCACGAUUGUAUUUCCAUGAGCUUCGACAUUCAAUAUUGUUCGAACGCACACACGAGAGCGAGUCGUUCGCCGUUCGUUCGAUAAUAAGGCAAAACAUACACACACGUACACUUUCACCGCGGCUCCGUUGCACGCGAGUCGAGGCUUCCACACGCGUACACACACACACGUACAGGCACACAAGCACACACACGCAUGACAGACGUAGGCGCGCGGAUGUGAUGACGAUCCAUUACAUUUGUCGAAUGGCUGUGCACUGGGGAAAACUUGUCAAAUCGAAUUGAAAUCGAGAUAAUUCGACGAAAACACGUAGAGUUCGCGGUGAAUCUUUUUUAUGGACGCGAACAUACCAUAAAGUAAAGAAAAUAAAAUAAAAGUAAAGUAAAUCAAAGACGCCGGACGAUUUUUGCUCGUUCGGUGCAUAUUUGCUAACGAAAUAAGAGAGAGAGAACGAGAGAGAGUGAGAGAGAGAGAAAGAGAGAGCGAGAACGAGCGAGCGAGCGAUAAAAAAAAUGUUACCUAUGCGAUUAAUGUAGUUAACGAGAGAGAAAGGUGACGAUGGUGAUUGAAUAAUAAAUAAAAUAAAAAAAUUGUUGACGCCGCAGCCUAUUUGAAUAGUAGAGCAGGUGAAUUCGCGCGACUAUCAUUUUUCGACGACAAAUUCAAUGAAUUGUAAUCUCUUGAUUUUUCUAUCAGUGUAUUGGCAUUUCCGGAGAACAGCAUGAGAGCUGAGAAUGGGACAGACGGGCAAGGCGGACGAAGGCGUGCACUGUAUAGACCACACAAUCAAUUGCAUUCGGUUCGAUUUGAAAAAUUUUUGUUUCAGUGUGUAAACGCAAAGAGACAUGGAGACUAUGGGUGGGGUCCAAUCAAAGAAGACUCUUGUAGGGAAUAAUGAACCAACAAAUAAGAAACAAACCAAUGUAACUAAUCGAGAAUUGAGAGCGCGAGUGAGAGAGAGAGAGAGAGAAAGAGAGAGAGAGAGAGAGAGAGAGAGAGAGCGAGAGAGAGAAAGAGAGAGAGAGAGAGCAAGUGUUGUCAGAAGAGCGAGAGGAUGCAAGUAAACCUACGACACAAUCUACAAUUACAUGAAUACAUGAAAAUAAAAAAAAAACAACAACAAAGAACAACCCGCCAUGUCACAUUGUUGAUAUAAAUUGCAAUCCACGAUUAUUACUAUUUACGAUAUAAUUAUUAUCUUGCAUUGUCUAGUCAUAUGUUAUUAUUGUAUAACUAAUGAUAUUAAUUAUUAAUUAACCUGUACUACCUAGUCGCAUUAUGUGUUGCAUAAAGAAAAAAAACUAUGGAAAAAAAAAUUCUGAAAAAACGCAAAAAAUCUGAAAUCUGAGUGCGUGCGAGACAGAGAGACUGCGAAUAAGAGCAAGUAUGCGCGCGAGGCUGAUGAUGAGUGCGGCGCGUGUGCGACGAAUUAAAAAACAAAAAAAAAGUAAGCGAAAAAAAAAAAAUUAAUAAUGACAACAGGGAGGAGGGGGGUGGGCUAAGGAAAAAGACUAGCGAGAGCGAAGUGAACGAUGCGUGCGAGGGUAGUUCGUUUCAAAGCAAGACAAACAAAACCAAAGAAAAACCACUGCGCCAACGAUUGUUAGCGCGUGCGAUUGUGUGUGUGUGUGUGUAUGUGUGUGUGUGUAUGUGUGCGUGCGUGCGCGCACGAGAGAGCGAGAGAAUUAGGUAUACCAAAAAAAAUUACGGGGCCGUGGAGAGGAGGGAAUCUUCCUUAAUGUCGCGCACUUCCGAGUGCGCGCGCUAGCGAAUCCAGCGUUUGCGUUCGUUUUCUUUGCGUAAAACAGAUGUACAAGAAUUCGCGGGAGCAUGCCGAACGAUAAGAUAGAUAGAAAGAAAGAGAGAGAGAGAGAGAGAGAACAUAAACCCUAGUUACGAAGAACAAACUGACACACGCACACAGUGACACACGCUUGAUGAAAACAACGUGUUUGUCUCUCUGGCCACCGAUUAUAUUAUACGAUAAAGAUAUGAGAAACCAACAAAUGAUGUCUCGGACGUAUUCGUCAAUCACGCAUAGCCCUUUUCCUCCCUCCCUCCCUCCCACCCGAGGAGAGCUUGCGGGCCCUAUAUUGCAAUAUUUGUACUUUUCCAUGUUGAAACCUCGAUAUACAAUAAAUUAUAUUAACAAACUUUACACAGCAGCUGUCUUUUUCUCA
This is a messenger RNA of Phymastichus coffea, 13452 nucleotides long. RefSeq names its product ELAV-like protein 1 (gene fne). Gene Ontology annotation, cellular component: ribonucleoprotein complex. NCBI's taxonomy places the organism in Eukaryota, Metazoa, Arthropoda, Insecta, Hymenoptera, Eulophidae. The transcript is spliced from 9 exons. The record is from RefSeq and is a predicted model, not a curated record. Gene Ontology annotation, molecular function: RNA binding. The coding region runs from base 1414 to 3096 and encodes 560 amino acids.